CCUUAUAGAGGAAAUAAUAAUGCUAUGAUACCACUGUUGAUCCCCCCCCAACAUGUCAAAAUAUAGAUUGAGUUUGUAUUAGAGAAACAUUUUUAUCUUGAAAAGGAAGUUGUAAUUUGGGCUGUUUUUUUUUUUUUUUAAUUUAAAUUAUUAUUAUUACUGAACUAAGCGGGUUUUAAGGUGUGAUUGGGCUGGAGCACUGUAUUUCCCAUCAUCCUGGCCGGAGAAGCAAAAGAUAAAAGACAGGCCAAGGUGGAACAUUUUUUUCUUGGUGCGCGUCUUGUUUUCCUCGAUUUCAGUCACUUAACUAAACCGAAGCCUUGACGACGUGUCCGGCAUUAGCCACAUUACGGACUUAAACAUCAUUCAUCAAGUCUCAGCACUCGUUGAAGUUUUGCGACCUACUUUAGCCUAGCCUAGACUAGCCUAGCUGGCCAACCACUAACAAAGCUGCAAAGCACGUCGUCAAGCGUUCAGGAAAUGUCCGGGAGAACGGCAGCGGCUGCAGUAAAGUUCCAGGAGGAAGAUGUCAGCCAAGCUCAUCUUCCUGUGCACCAGGAGUCUGCCUGUAUCAAGGAGGAGGAAGAGUCGCCAUGUAUCAAGGUGGAAGAGGAGGAGUUCAUACACCUUCAAGGUUUCCGAAAAUAUCUUGUUGCUGAGCGGCAGGACCCAGAAUCUCCUGGCGUUGAAGAGGAUGUCGAGCUCUUCCAAAUCAAAGAGGAGGAGCCAGAGCCCUGUCAACAGACGGAGAGAGAAGAGCAACUUCCAUUCAAGGAGGAGGAAGAUCUGCUAUACGUUAAUGAGGAGGAAGGUAUCACCUGGUCGAUUGUUGAGCCCUUGAAGAGGAAAGAUGGUCCGAGUGAGGCCAGCAGAGGGGCGGAGCCUUCAAGCGGCAGCAGCAGCUCUACAGAAGGAUUGCAAGCAGACCUUUUCUUCGCUGCAUCAGACACAAAUGGUGCCACGUCACACUCGCCUUACAAUGAUGAUGGUCAUAAGAAAUCUCACCCUGACGACAAACUCUGCAAAUGCUCUCAUUGUGGGAAAACCUUUGCUAAAAACUAUACUUUUCGUAUGCAUAUGAGGGGGCACACUGGCGAAAAACCUUUUGUCUGCUCAGUUUGUGGUAAAGAAUUCGCUCUAAAAGAAACCUUAAAAAGACACACAAGAACUCACACUGGCGAAAAACCUUUUUCCUGCUCAGUAUGUGGAAAAAGAUUCACUCAGAAGAGUGCCUUAAACACACACACAAGAACCCACACUGGUGAAAAACCUUUUAUCUGCUCAGUUUGUGGUCAAGGGUUCACUCAAAAGCCAACCUUAAAAACACACGAACGAAACCACACCGGAGAAAAACUUUUUUCCUGCUCAAUUUGUGGUCAAAGAUUCAGUCGCCAGAGCAACUUAAAUAUACACACAAGAACCCACACUGGCGAAAAACCCUUUCCCUGCUCAGUUUGUGGUCAAGGAUUCAGUUGCAAGAGCUCCUUAAAAAUACACGAAAGAACCCAUACUGGUGAAAAACCUUUUUUCUGCUCAGUUUGUGGUCAAGGAUUCAGUUGCAAGAACUUCUUAAAAUUACAUAGAAGAACCCAUACUGGUGAAAAACCUUUUUCCUGCUCACUUUGUGGUAAAAGAUUCACUCAGAAGAGCGCCUUAAACACACACACAAGAACCCACACAGGCGAAAAACCUUUUUCCUGCCCAGUUUGUGGUCAAGGAUUCACUCGGAAGGAUUUCAUUAAGAGACACGUGUGUGUUGGUAUGAGAAGCAGUGGCCAAUGACUGAUUUACCUCUCAUCCAUGCUAGCUUCAUCAGAUUUUGCCCACAGGAAGAUUGUAUUUUGUUGAGCAGUGUUGUUUUUGGCAAUUUUGGUCUUAGUCUUUCGGACGAAAAUACUGGUUAGCCCUAGUCAUAUUUUAGUCAUUUCACUAUGUUUUCGUUUUCGUCUAGUUGUAGUCGAGGAAAUCUCAUAAAAAAAUUCAUUUAGUUUUAGUCGACAGCUACUCAAAAUGUUUUCAUCUGAAAAUUUUUCAACUUUUGAUCCAGAAUUAAAGUGCAUAUGACAGCAAAAAGCUUUUUUAUUUCAUAUUUCAUGUGGUAUUUUAUGCUCCUGAACAAAACGUACCGCUUGGAUGUGUGUGGAAGCCAUCGAAAUAUUUAUUCGCCAUGAAAAUGAAUGAAUUCCGGCCAGAGGCUGGAUUGAAGAAGAAGCCGAAUGUGACAUCAGCGGACUAAUCAUUUUAUAAUUAUAUGUAGAGCUGCAGCUAUUGAAUAUUUUAGUAAUCGACUGAAAAUUCUAUCGAUUAAUCGAGUAAUCGGAUAAAACUUUUUUUUUUUUUUUUUUAGGUAAAGACCAAUUAUAAAUAUAUAUGAGAAAACAAGACAUUUUAACUUAUUUUGAACCAUUUUUAUACAAUGUCUUUAUUUUAGAUGUACAUUAACAGCCAAAAAUUGCAACUCAGAUGACACUAGAAAGAAAAAAAAAAGAUAAAUAUAAAAUUACAUGAGAUUCAACUUCGUGUAUUUCUGUAAGUACCAAAACAUUUGGCCUGAAUAAAAAGGGAAAAAUAAAAAUACUUUGGUUACGGGUAAUAGAAUUUACAGGCUUAACAGUCUUCUACUUUACAAUUCCAAAAACAUUUGAACCUAGAACAAGUCAGUGCAAGCAGUCUCUCAUGGCAUGUGUGUACAAACCUCUAGAGGAUCUCUUUAUUGCAGUGCAGGAAUGUAAGCAUAUCAACAUGCUCAGGGCUGAGGCUUGUCCUCUUCUUUGAUACAAUUUUACCUGCAGCCGAAAACAGACGCUCUGAUGGUGUUGAUGUAGCUGGAAUAGAAAGCAGGGACCUUGCCAGCUCUGCCCCUGUUGGAUAGCGUGCUGCAUUCUUCUCCCAUUAAGUCAGUGGAUUCUCCUUCUUGGAAAGGGGAUGUUCUCCAAAAUACAUGAGGACCUGUGUGUGACAACAAUAAUAUUUAACAUAUGUUAUUUAUACAAUAUUUUGCACUAGUUCCAGGGCGGUUUCAUUACAGUCAUUAUCUGUAUCAAAUUUUCUAUUGU
Corythoichthys intestinalis (scribbled pipefish) is the source of this 3056-nucleotide messenger RNA. RefSeq names its product oocyte zinc finger protein XlCOF6.1-like. The transcript has 3 exons. Gene Ontology annotation, cellular component: chromatin; transcription regulator complex; PcG protein complex. Gene Ontology annotation, biological process: regulation of transcription by RNA polymerase II. The record is from RefSeq and is a predicted model, not a curated record. Gene Ontology annotation, molecular function: DNA-binding transcription factor activity, RNA polymerase II-specific; RNA polymerase II cis-regulatory region sequence-specific DNA binding. Lineage: Eukaryota; Metazoa; Chordata; Actinopteri; Syngnathiformes; Syngnathidae. The coding region runs from base 481 to 1782 and encodes 433 amino acids.